GUCCCCAGCGAACCAGGACCAAUGCGAACCCCAACCCCGAGCCCCAAGAUCACUAAGAACCCUGAGAACCCGAAGAACCCCGAAGCCCAAGACGACUGAAAACCCCCGAGAUUUAUCAAAAUGGGCGACUCGAUACCCACAGACCCCAGAAUCGAGCUCGCGAAGCUCUUCGAAAAUCAACGAUGCCCGAGCCUCGCCCUUAUUAUCCGCCAGACGGACUCAAUCCGUGUCACCGACCCAGUCGCCUACACCGAGGCGCUCAAGCCCUACAGCGAUCUUCUCAACUCCAUAGAGGACUCGAUCUGCGCCCUCGCCCAAGAACGAGACGAUUUCGAAUCCCGCAGCAAGAUCUCUGAGGCCAAUUUCCAGACCAUCGCUAAAGAACGGGAUUCGCUCAAGAACAUCAUUAUUGAACAACAACGACAGUCGCUCGAAGGCCAGAGACGCACAGGCGCUCUUAGCUCUAGCAAGGGGAACUAUCCCAGAAAGCGAAUGUCGACCGACCCCCCAUCGAAGUUUGACGCUAAGGACGGCGCCUACCACAGGGUCCAGGAGUCCUACGAGACCUGGGAGGCGAAGAUUAUAGGUGUUUUCGACCGCGACUUGGACUAUUUCGACACCCCGAAGCUCCGCAUCGGCUACAUCGCCGACCAGUGUGAUGGAAAAGCCUUCCAGUUCAUCUCUGGUCACGUAACUGCCUUCCGCGGGAACCCCAACGAUCCCAACCUCAAGUUCCAUGAUUGGGAGGCGAUGCUGAAGUUCAUGCGCCAACAGUAUGUCACAACAGACUCCUCCCAGUUCGCCAAGGACAAGCUCGACCUGUUCUCCCAGGGAAACCGCAACUAUUGGUCCUGGAAGCAAGAACUGGACGAGCUGUUCGUCAAAGCCAAGAAGACCCGAGCGCACAUCACUACGACCCGCAAACCAACCCCCACCCACUGCCCAUGCCCCAACGCACCACUCAGCCUCGCGGCCCCAACAACCGUGGCCGCGGGAAUUUCGCACCAAGCUUCCGAGGUCGUGGAGGUUUCAGAAGCGGCAACUCGCUUUCCCACGGCCGGGGCGGCUACGCCGCCCAGCCGCGCCCUCGAGUUUACCAGCCUCAGACCAGCCACAUGCCCCCCUGGCACCAGGACCAGUACCAGCUGCGCGCUGCCGAUCACGAGGCAGGUCAUGCCAUUGGCGAGGUUCAGUCGGACUACACGCCGACCGAUUCUGACGAUGCCAGCCAGGCGGGUCACAAUCCGAGCCACAACCCGAACCCAGUCUGGAUACAGUCAAAAGAUCAACCCUUGCGCUAAGUCGCUCGCGAGGGUCGAAACUCUAUGAGGGAGAGGAUGAGAGGAUCCGAGCUCUGCUGCUGGACCCAACACCACUGGUCCUAGGUAAGCAGUCUUUUGACCUGCACGCCGCAGAUAGCACCAGUAAUAAAAAUUCCAUCCUUGUCCAUACAU
Messenger RNA from Chaetomium fimeti, 1454 nucleotides. RefSeq lists its product as uncharacterized. The record is from RefSeq and is a predicted model, not a curated record. Bases 121 to 1329 code for a protein of 402 amino acids. The transcript has a single exon. Lineage: Eukaryota; Fungi; Ascomycota; Sordariomycetes; Sordariales; Chaetomiaceae.